AUUUUAAAAAGUUUUUUUGGAUGGUUUCCUGCCCUUUACACAAUAAAGAGGGGUGAGAGAGGAUGAGCUGCAGAGGGAGCAGUAGAUGUAAACUCCUGCCUAGUCACCCUGGCAGUUUUCUGUCUUAGAAAUCCAACCAGAAGUCAUGGUUCCCUCCAGAAAAAAAUAAGUCUGUUGCUUUCUCUCCUCUCCUGCCAGCUUUUCUGCUUAAAACCAGCUCUCUCUCCUCUCUGCGGGUUCAUCUUUCAGCCAGUCUUCCUGCCAGUCUUCCUCUGCUUCAGAUUCUUGGUCUCCCUCUUGUUAACGUCUCUGGACCUCUUUCACCCAUCCAAAAAAAACUGGGGGUAGAGGGCUGACCUCGAGAAGAGGGAAUCCUCGCCCACCCAAUCCAACACCACACACACACACACAAACACACUCCAGCGACCUCCAGAUGUUCCCGACCGUGCGGCCAUCUGCUGAGAUGGCUCAGGCACUCCGGGGGAGGGGGGCAGGGAUCCCGGUGGCAGGAAGCAGCGAGGCCGGCUGGAGUGGGAGGGAGCUGCGUGCGCACUUUUGAGACGCUCCCUAGGGAGGAACCCUAGGCGCGGGCCCGGCGAGAGGGCGAGGGGCGGGGACCGCGCCAGGAGAGGCCCGCACUUUAGCGACACUCCCUAGGUCGCCGGCUGCCAGCCCGAUCCGCCACUGGGCGCUGAGCAGGCGGUGGUGCGCCCAGCCGCGGGCGGGGACCGGGGGGCGGGCCGCGCCGCGCUGAGAAAAGCGCCGGCCGGAGGGCCGGUGGCUGGGCCGCCAGGCUGAGAGUGCCGAGGCGGCUGUGGCGCAGGCUUCUAGUCUCCUCUGAGGUGGCUAUGUCCAUUUUACAGAUGGGGAAACUAAAGCAGAGAUUGUGGCGAGCCAAGAUCAGAGAAAGCAGAGAUGGCCACCAGUCCCCACCAUGCCGUGGCCCCUGCUGCUAUUGCUGGCUGUGAGCGUUGCCCAGACAACCCGGCCGUGCUUCCCCGGGUGCCAGUGUGAAGUGGAGACCUUCGGCCUCUUUGACAGCUUCAGCCUGACACGAGUGGACUGCAGCAGCCUGGGCCCCCACAUCAUGCCCGUGCCCAUCCCUCUGGACACAGCCCACCUGGACUUGUCCUCCAACCGGCUGGAGACGGUGAAUGAGUCAGUGCUGGCAGGGCCGGGCUACACCACGCUGACUGGCCUGGAUCUCAGUCACAAUCUGCUCACCAGCAUCUCACCCACCGCCUUCUCCCGCCUUCGCUACCUGGAGUCUCUCGACCUCAGCCACAAUGGCCUGGCAGCUCUGCCAGCCAAGGGCUUCACCAGCUCACCCCUGAAUGACGUGAACCUUAGCCACAACCGGCUCCACGUGGUCUCAGUGUCUGCCUUCACUACCCACAGCCAGGGCAGGGCGCUGCACGUGGACCUCUCCCACAACCUCAUCCAUCGCCUUAUGCCACACCCCGUGCUGGCCAGCCUGCCCACACCCCCCAUUCAGAGCCUGAACCUGGCCUGGAACCAGUUGCGCACCAUACCGGACCUCCGGGACUUACCCCUGCGCUACCUGAACCUGGACGGAAACCCGCUGACUGCCAUCAGCCCAGGUGCCUUCAGGGGGCUGCCAGGACUUACACACCUGUCGCUGGGCAGUCUGCAGAGCCUCCCCAAGCUGGCACCCUAUGGCUUCCAUGAGCUGCAGAGCCUGCAGGUCUUGGACUUGUCAGGCAACCCCAAGCUCCAGUGGGCAGGGGCCGAGGUGUUCUCUGGCCUGGGCUCUCUGCAGGAGCUGGACCUGUCAGGCACAGGCCUGAUGCCCCUGCCUGAGAUACUGCUCUUCCACCUCCCAGCGCUGCAGAGUAUGAGCGUGGGCCAGGGUGUGUUGUGCCGGCGUCUGGUGCGGGAGGGUGCUUACCCCCGCCAGCCUGGCUCCAGCCCCAAGGUGGCCCUGCACUGUGCAGACACGCGGGCAUCGGCUGUCAAGGGCCCCAACACUUUGUGACGAAUGAUGUAGCCUAGGGCCACAUAACAGACUGCUGCCCUGGGCUUACUCAGGUCUUGGGUAAUUUAUAUUUCCGUGUGCCAGUGCCAGUGGGGACUGUUCAGGCCUAUGUGGUAGCAGCAUCAGGAGAGAUCCAAGGGCCUGAGAAGAGGCUUUGGACCUGCGACCAACACCCAGGAGCAGAGUCUUGCCCCUUUGUCUAGGUUGCCCUUCCAAUCAUAAGCAGAGGGUCUUUGAUGCCAGAUUAAACAACAGUCCUCUGCUGUCCUUCCCCACUUGUUUCCUAAAGUGCCUUUCCUCGGGCCUGGGCCAACCUGGCCUGUGACAGGAGGAAGGUGGAGGGAGAUUCACUGCCAGGCAGAGGUCAGGUCCACGGCUGAGUGUCCCCUUGGGCCACCACCUAGUCACUCAGGGGCAUGGGUUUCUUUUACAAGGUGGUCCCUUCUUUGCUCUGGGCACAUGAGACCCACUGCAUUUUUUUCUCUUCCCCUAGAAUCCUGGGUAAAACUAGUUAUAGAAGGGACUGGAGAAAAAAUCAAGUGUAACUGCUCAUGUGACAGAGGGGGAAACAGGCCUAGAGAAGGAAAAAUCGCUAAUCUGAGGUACUACUGGGGACAUGACUGGCCCCCAGGGUCCUCCUAGCUGGGUCCCUUUGCACUUUCCUGUCUUCUGUAAAUCAUGCCGUCCUCUCCCCUUCCUGGGCUCUCCCAUCCUGCCAUUUGUGCUCUUCCCCUGUUAGCCCCCAGGAGGACAGGCAGGGGCCACAGAGGCCGGAUGCUGGACCAGUAAUCAGCUGUAUAGCAUGGGCUUAAAUGAGUUAACCUUGGAGCCUCUGGAAGCUUCAGAAAUGCCAGUUCCAGCCCUGCUAGUUUCCCAUUUGGGGUGGGGUCCCCAGCAUCCAGACUGGAAAUGUGCCCAUUGAGCCCUGAGGUACUGCCUCUAGAUGCUCCCCAAUAAGAUAAGGCAUUUCUGCAACCCCAUCUGGCCAUGAGCUCCAAGAGGCCUCCUGGAUUCAACCCCCACAGGCCUUGAGUCCAACAGCCCUCCUCAUCCUGCUGAGAAUGCACAGAGGGAGUCAGGGUAGCCCCCACCCAUCUUUAUGCUCCACCACAGGGGUGACAUCUCAGCUUCCCAGCCUGGGCUCUUUCCUUAGUAUUAGUUUUAUAAAAGUUGUUGUCUUUGUAAUGGACUGUCACUUUCAACCACCCCCUCACCCCUGCUGGCAGGGGAUUGAAAUGUGUCUUUUGUAAAAGAAGAAAAACUGCAUUUGUUCACUUUUAUAAUAUUGUGUCCCAGAAAUGUGUUGAGGGAGGAGGUGUUGGGUGGAAGCCAGCCAUAUGUGGCCAUGUGAGCAUCAGAGGCUUGUCCCAAAGAGACGCCCACAGGACAGUGAGAGCUCUGUCCUCGCCGCGAGCCCCACCCAGCACCUAAUUGGUCCUUGGUUUAAUAAACACUAUACAAAGAG
Messenger RNA from Manis javanica (Malayan pangolin), 3461 nucleotides. RefSeq names its product tsukushi, small leucine rich proteoglycan (gene TSKU). Gene Ontology annotation, molecular function: protein binding. The record is from RefSeq and is a predicted model, not a curated record. NCBI's taxonomy places the organism in Eukaryota, Metazoa, Chordata, Mammalia, Pholidota, Manidae.